This is a messenger RNA of Cajanus cajan (pigeon pea), 501 nucleotides long. RefSeq lists its product as uncharacterized. NCBI's taxonomy places the organism in Eukaryota, Viridiplantae, Streptophyta, Magnoliopsida, Fabales, Fabaceae. The record is from RefSeq and is a predicted model, not a curated record.
AUGCCAUCUUAUGCUAGAUUCAUGAAAGAGCUUCUGACAAAGAAGAGAAAACUUAGUGAGGAUGAAACAGUGGAAUUAGAGUCAGGUUGCAGUGCUAUAAUUCAAAGAUCACUUCUGCAAAAAUCUAGAGACCCAGGGAAUUUGACCUUGCCAGUCACCAUUAGCAAUCUCUCUGUGGGGAAGGCAUUGUUGGAUUUAGGGGCUAGCAUCAAUCUUAUGCCCUUAUCUAUGUUACAGAAGAUAAGAGAUGUGGAGGUGAGACCUACUAGGAUGACUCUGCAGCUGGCAGACAGAUCGGUAAAAUAUCCUCAUGGUAUUGUUGAAGAUCUAUUGGUUAAGGUGGAUAAAUUUUUGGUUCCAGUUGAUUUUGUUGUCAUGGACAUGGAAGAGGAUUCGGAGAUUCCUCUCAUUUUGGGUCAGCCAUUCAUGAAGACAGCUAAGGUCAUUAUAGAGAUGUUGAUGAUGGAAAACUCAAGGUUAGGGUGCAACAUGAUGAGGUGA